AGGCAGCGAGGACUUGGACUGUCCCGGCUCUUGGCUGCACAGGUUCCUGACUCUCCAAUUCACUCUCUGCUUCCCUAAUUGGACGCCCGUGACUACUGAGUCAAAAUGACUCAAAAACCUCUCAGCGACGAUGAGAAAUUCCUCUUUGUGGACAAAAACUUCAUUAACAACCCACUUGCUCAGGCUGACUGGUCAGCGAAGAGACUGGUUUGGGUUCCAUCAGAGAAACAUGGAUUUGAAGCUGCAAGUAUCAAGGAAGAGAAAGGGGAUGAGGUGACAGUUGAACUGUCAGAAAAUGGAAAGAAAGUGACACUGAGCAAGGAUGACAUCCAGAAGAUGAACCCUCCCAAGUUCUCUAAAGUGGAGGACAUGGCAGAGCUGACUUGUCUCAAUGAAGCUUCAGUGCUGCACAAUCUGCGGGAGAGAUACUUCUCAGGUUUAAUUUAUACAUAUUCAGGUCUCUUCUGCGUUGUGGUAAAUCCAUACAAACAGCUGCCCAUUUAUUCAGAGAAGAUUAUUGACAUGUACAAAGGCAAGAAGAGGCACGAGAUGCCACCCCACAUCUACGCCAUCGCAGACACAGCCUACAGGAGCAUGCUGCAAGGUAGGCAAGACCAGUUUAUUCUGUGCAGAGGUGAAUCUGGUGCUGGCAAGACAGAAAAUACCAAAAAGGUCAUUCAGUAUCUGGCUUUCGUUGCAUCAUCACAUAAGGGCAAAAAGGACACCAGCAUCACACAAGGUCCAUCUUUUGCUUACGGUGAGCUGGAAAAACAGCUUCUACAGGCAAACCCUAUUCUUGAAGCUUUUGGAAAUGCCAAAACUGUGAAGAAUGACAACUCCUCCAGAUUCGGUAAAUUCAUCCGCAUCAACUUUGAUGUGACAGGCUACAUUGUCGGAGCGAACAUAGAGACUUAUUUGCUUGAAAAAUCCCGUGCUAUUCGUCAGGCUAAAGAUGAGCGAACGUUUCAUAUCUUUUACUAUUUGAUUGCUGGAGCUUCUGAACAAAUGAAAAAUGAUCUGUUGCUGGAAAAUUUCAACAAUUACACCUUUCUAUCUAAUGGCUAUGUGCCUAUCCCUGCUCAACAAGAUGAUGAGAUGUUCCAGGAGACCUUGGAAGCCAUGAGAAUUAUGGGCUUUAGUGAUGAGGAACAAACAGCUAUAUUGAGAGUUGUUUCAUCUGUCCUACAGCUGGGUAAUAUUGUCUUCAAGAAGGAGAGAAACACUGAUCAAGCUUCUAUGCCAGACAAUACUGCUGCACAAAAAGUGUGUCACCUGAUGGGGAUAAACGUGACGGAUUUCACAAGGGCUAUUCUAACCCCAAGGAUCAAAGUAGGACGAGAUGUUGUUCAGAAAGCUCAGACCAAAGAGCAGGCUGACUUUGCCAUAGAGGCUUUGGCCAAGGCAAAAUUUGAACGUCUGUUCCGAUGGAUUCUGACUCGUGUAAACAAAGCUCUAGAUAAAACAAAAAGACAAGGUGCUUCCUUCUUGGGGAUCCUUGAUAUUGCUGGAUUUGAGAUUUUCGAGAUCAAUUCCUUUGAGCAGCUGUGCAUCAAUUACACUAAUGAGAAACUUCAGCAGCUUUUCAACCACACAAUGUUUAUAUUGGAGCAAGAGGAAUACCAGCGUGAGGGCAUUGAAUGGAAUUUCAUUGACUUUGGCCUUGACCUGCAACCUUGCAUUGAGCUGAUUGAAAGACCGACGAACCCCCCUGGUGUUCUGGCUCUGCUGGAUGAAGAGUGCUGGUUCCCCAAAGCUACUGACACAUCUUUCGUGGAUAAACUAUGUCAAGAACAAGGCAAUCACCCCAAAUUUCAGAAGACCAAGCAACUUAAGGAUAAAACCGAAUUCUCUAUAAUCCACUACGCAGGAAAGGUGAACUACAACGCAACAGCCUGGCUAACAAAGAACAUGGAUCCGCUAAAUGACAACGUGACUGCUAAAAAAAUGCUGAACCAAUCUUCAGACAAAUUUGUGGCAGACCUUUGGAAAGAUGGUAGGAAACACAAUUCUAAAUCA
Tinamus guttatus (white-throated tinamou) is the source of this 2016-nucleotide messenger RNA. NCBI's taxonomy places the organism in Eukaryota, Metazoa, Chordata, Aves, Tinamiformes, Tinamidae. The record is from RefSeq and is a predicted model, not a curated record.